AUGGCCGAGACACAAGAGCAGCCUGAAGCCAGCCCACGUACGAUGCGCAAAGCCGUUCAAGUCGUGGGCAACAACGACUCGCCGCUACACUCCUCGGGCUCCCUUGCCCCGGGGAGCUUCACGUCUGUGCUUGCUGCCGGCCGCGGCUUGUCGUCGCUGGACAUGUCCUCCAAGCGAAGGUUCAGGAGCUACCGUUUGCGAGGCGAGUAUGAAAAGCCAUGGCUUGCCGAUCCGGCCAUGAACAAGACCAAGUGGAACAACUGGAUUGUCCGCGCCUUUGCUCUACUGGGCUUCAUUCUGGCCGGCGUGGCGGCCUUCAUUAUGAUCUGGCCCUAUAGGGAGGGAAAUUACUGCCUCAUCUACGAUGACCACUUCACCACCCUCGACAAGACAGUCUGGACCCAAGAAGUCCAGCUCGACGGCUUCGAGGCCGGCUCCUUUGACUGGACCACCACAGAUGACAAGAACUCCUACGUCGACUCUAACGGCCUGCACAUUGUGCCAACCCUGACCAACCAGACCACCUCCAUCACCAGCAACGACCUCUACGCCAACUACACCCUGGACCUGCUCAAAGACGGCAGCUGCACAGGCCGGUCCAACAGGUCCUGCAUCGCCACAUCCGACCCCAUCAAAGGCACCAUGAUUCCCCCCAUCCGGUCGGCUCGCCUUUCCACCAGGGGGAAACGGAGCAUCCGCUACGGAAAGGUUGAGGUUGUGGCCAAGCUACCCAAAGGCGACUGGAUCUGGCCAGCAAUACGGAUGAUGCCCGAAGACUCCGUCUAUGGCGAGUGGCCUCGCAGCGGUGAGAUCGACGUGAUGGGAUCCCGAGGCAACUCGCGUCAGUAUCCCGAAGGUGGCCGCGACUACUACUAUGGCACGUUACACUGGGGCCCUACUGCUGAAAACGAUGGCUACUGGAGAACGACCCAGGCCAAACAGAUCCGUCGCGGCGACUACUCCAAAGCGUUUCACACCUAUGGCAUCCAAUGGACCCCCAGCUACAUCUACUUCUACAUUGACAGCCGCAUCCACCAGAUUCUCUUCGUCGGCUUCCACGCCACCAAGCCGCUCUACGACCUGGGUGGCUUCGCCCGUGUGGCCGAGAACCAAACCCUGCUGGCCAACCCGUGGGCCAUGUCCAGCUCCACCACUGGCAACGCACCCUUUGACCAGAGGUUCCAUCUGAUUCUCGACGUGGCAGUUGGUUCCAACAACGGCUGGUUCCUAGACCACGUUGGAGAAAAGCCGUGGAUAGAUGGCGCCAAGAAUGCCCAGUGGACGUUUUGGGAUGCUGCUGCUCGGUGGCUACCGACGUGGGGUGAGGGCGACGAGCGCGGCAUGACGGUCCGGUCUGUCAAGAUGUGGCAGCUGGGACAGUGUGGUCAAGCGGAGCUGUGA
This is a messenger RNA of Ustilaginoidea virens, 1401 nucleotides long. RefSeq lists its product as uncharacterized. Gene Ontology annotation, molecular function: hydrolase activity, hydrolyzing O-glycosyl compounds. The transcript has 5 exons. The record is from RefSeq and is a predicted model, not a curated record. Bases 1 to 1401 code for a protein of 466 amino acids. Gene Ontology annotation, biological process: carbohydrate metabolic process. Lineage: Eukaryota; Fungi; Ascomycota; Sordariomycetes; Hypocreales; Clavicipitaceae.